UGGUCUUUUGGCUUAUUUUAUGUUCUACAGCUGUCCAAGAAAUAUGGCUCGGUGUUCACAGUUCACAUUGGACCCAGAAAAGUGGUCGUUCGCGCAGGAUACAAGACAGUCAAGCAAGCACUGGUCAACCAUGCAGAGGAGUUUGGGGACAGGGGCAUCAAUCAUUUGUUUAGUGAAUUAUUAAACAAAGGACACAGUAUUGUAUUUGCCAAUGGAGAUUCAUGGAAAGAGAUGAGACGCUUUGCCCUGACAAACCUUAGGGACUUUGGCAUGGGCAAGAAAGCGAGGCCUUGGUAAAGGACAGGAAGAACCUGCCCUACACUGAUGCAGUGAUCCAUUGCUUUGCAAAGUGCUUUGCAACGUCUGGUAAGGACAUUAUUCAGUUGUACAUGUACAUACAUGUCUACCUUGGUAACCUCAUUGCUGCUAUCCCUGCCUUUCAGUUGCAUGCCUCCUUGCAAUUUGAAUUAGCCUUCAUUGUACAUUUAGACUUGACAUUUGUACUUGCCAUUUGCCUUCAAUGCACAUUUACACAUCCCACUUAAUAACAUACAUUGUACUUACUUGUUUCACUUGUACAUUUUGUUGUGCUCUUUUAUUUGCACUUCUGGUCAGAUGCUAAGUACAUUACGUUGUAUUGUACUUGUUCAAUGAGAGCCAAGUUGAAUCUAAUCUAAUCUAAUGAGACCCAUAGACUUGCCAACAUUGUACCCAUGUCCAUCCCUCACACCACCAGCCGAGACGUCAUCUUCCAAGGCAAUACUGAAUCGUUGACCAUAACGGUUCCCUUUUGAUGUUAUAUGUUAUAAGAGUUUGCAUUUUUUUUAAAUUGUUAUUGCAGAUUGAUACAGUGUUUUUUGAAUAACAUAUGUGAAUGAGCUGUAAGUCACUUUGGAUAAAAGCAUCUGCUAAAUGGCAUAUAUUACCUCCAUCAAGUUCUAGAUAUGUAUGCUGUUUGAUUUAAAAUCUAAUCUAAUUUUAUUUGUCACUUGCAUAGAAUGCAAGAGGUUUGCAUUUUUAGACCUUAACAUGAAUGGCUUUCUUACAAGCCCUUAACCAAGUAAUUUUUUUAUUAAAGUAAGACAACAAAAAUAAGAAGAAUGGGACUAUAUAAAGGGGGUACCGGUACCGAGUCAAUGUGCGGGGGUACCGGUUAGUCAAGGUAAUUUGUACAUGUAGGUAGGGAUGAGUAAGGUAAGUGACUACGCAUAGAUAAUAACCAGUGAGUUGCAGCGGUGUAAAGACAGCAGUCUUAUUGGUGGUAGAAGCUGUUAAGCAGCCUUUUAGGACCUAGACUUGCCAUGUGGUAUUAGAGAGAACAGUCAAUGACUUAGGUGACUGAAGUCUUUGACAAUUUUUUGGGGCCUUCCUCUGACACCACCUAGUAUA
Messenger RNA from Oncorhynchus gorbuscha (pink salmon), 1389 nucleotides. RefSeq names its product cytochrome P450 2K1-like. Lineage: Eukaryota; Metazoa; Chordata; Actinopteri; Salmoniformes; Salmonidae. The record is from RefSeq and is a predicted model, not a curated record. The annotation marks the transcript as partial. The transcript is spliced from 2 exons. Gene Ontology annotation, molecular function: oxidoreductase activity, acting on paired donors, with incorporation or reduction of molecular oxygen, reduced flavin or flavoprotein as one donor, and incorporation of one atom of oxygen; iron ion binding; heme binding. Gene Ontology annotation, biological process: xenobiotic metabolic process. Gene Ontology annotation, cellular component: intracellular membrane-bounded organelle; cytoplasm.